AUGCUUCAAGCUUCUUCCCGGAGAAUCCUAGCACAGAAAAACAUAGCAUUUUGCUCAAAUAUUCAACGGCGUUAUGCUUCAGUAAACACUGAUUCUAAAAAGUUACUGGACUCUGCCCCUUUCCAUGAUGUGGUUGUCAUUGGUGGCGGCCAUGCUGGUGCUGAGGCCUGUGCUGCAGCAGCUCGUCUCGGAGCAAAGACUCUUCUUGUCACUCCUAAGCUUUCAAAUUUAGGUGUCUGUUCCUGCAACCCAAGUUUUGGCGGCAUAGGAAAAGGUAUUUUGAUUAAAGAAGUAGAUGCUCUCGAUGGCGUGGCUGGCCGCAUCGUCGACAAGGCAGGAAUUCAUUUCCAAGUUCUCAACCGUUCCCGUGGCCCUGCUGUCUGGGGCCCCCGUGCACAAAUUGACCGCAAAAUCUAUCAAAGGGAAAUGGAACUCGAACUUAAAAACUAUCCUAAUCUCCAAAUCAAAGAGGAUGCUGUAGCUGAUAUUUUGAUUGAUCACGAAGCUACUUCGCCCAAUGCUACUCAUGGUAAAGUUAGUGGUGUGGUCCUUGAAUCUGGUCAAAUUAUCUCAACAAACAACGUCGUCAUCACAACUGGUACCUUUCUUUCAGGUGAACUUCAUAUCGGACUAGAAGUUUUCCCUGGUGGCCGUGUCGGUGAAAAGGCUACCUUUGGUCUUUCUCACACUCUUAAAACCGCCGGUUUCCAAAUGGGUCGCCUUAAAACCGGAACCCCACCUCGUUUAGCAAGAGAAUCCAUAAACUUUGAGGGAAUGAUGGUUCAAUACCCAGAUAACCCAGCAACUCCCUUUUCUUAUCUUAAUGAUACUAUUUCACUUGCUGAUGACCAGGUCAACUGCUACAUGACUCGUACAAACCCCUCUUCACACAAAAUUCUCAUGGAUAAUUUUGAUAAGUCCGUCCACAUCCGUGAAACUGUUAAAGGUCCUCGCUACUGUCCUUCUAUUGAAAGUAAAAUUAAAAGAUUUUCUCAUAAGGACAAUCAUCAAAUUUGGCUUGAACCUGAAGGUCUUGACACAAAUAUAAUUUACCCCAAUGGCAUAUCUAUUUCAAUGCCACCUGACAUCCAACUUCAGUUUUUACAGACAAUUAAAGGCCUUGAAAAUGUAAACAUGCUUCAACCAGGUUAUGGCGUGGAAUACGAUUAUGUCGACCCUCGUGAACUUCGACCUUCAUUAGAAACAAAGCGCGUCACAGGUUUAUUCCUUGCUGGCCAGAUUAAUGGUACAACUGGUUACGAAGAAGCUGCCUCUCAAGGUAUUAUUGCCGGUAUUAAUGCAGGCCGUGCUGCUCUUGGAAAGUUACCAUUUAUAAUCAAACGCAGUCAGGGCUACAUUGGUGUGUUGAUUGACGAUCUUGUCACUAUGGGAGUUGAAGAGCCUUACAGAAUGUUUACGUCACGCUCAGAGUUUCGAUUUAUUUUGCGAUCUGAUAAUGCAGACCUGCGUUUAACUCAAAUUGGCCGUGACCUUGGAGUUGUUAGCGAUAAACGCUGGAAUCGUUAUCUUAAGGACACUUCUGAGUACGAUAAAAUUAAAUCUAUACUUUCUUCUGUUUCACUAUCUUCUGCUGAAUGGGCCCGCCGUUUACCAAACUACAAAAUUGCGAACGAUUCGCAACGUCGUUCUGCAUAUGAUAUUUUACGUCUUAAAGAAGUUUCACCUUCAGAUCUUGCACUCCACAUUCCUAAUGGUGCUCUUGCACAAUUUUCUUCUCGCGUUCUUCAAAAAGCUGAUAUUGAUGCAAAAUACGCACCUUAUAUUAAGCGCGAAGCUAACCUCAUUCGAGCAUUUGAAUCUGAUGAAAACCUUGCUAUCCCUGAAAACUUUGACUAUUCUGUACUGGGUAGUCUUUCCAAUGAAUCUAGAGCUCUACUUGAAAAGGUUAGGCCCGAAACUCUUGGUCAAGCCCGUCGUAUCCAAGGUGUCACUCCAACUGCUUGUCUAGAUAUUUUCCGAUAUGUCAAGUCUUUAAAUUCUGUUUAA
Magnusiomyces paraingens is the source of this 2007-nucleotide messenger RNA. RefSeq lists its product as uncharacterized. The coding region runs from base 1 to 2007 and encodes 668 amino acids. The record is from RefSeq and is a predicted model, not a curated record. Gene Ontology annotation, cellular component: cytosol. Gene Ontology annotation, molecular function: flavin adenine dinucleotide binding. Lineage: Eukaryota; Fungi; Ascomycota; Dipodascomycetes; Dipodascales; Dipodascaceae. Gene Ontology annotation, biological process: tRNA methylation; tRNA wobble uridine modification. The transcript has a single exon.